Acytostelium subglobosum LB1 is the source of this 1980-nucleotide messenger RNA. RefSeq lists its product as hypothetical. The record is from RefSeq and is a predicted model, not a curated record. Gene Ontology annotation, biological process: mitochondrial translation. Gene Ontology annotation, cellular component: mitochondrial small ribosomal subunit. The transcript has a single exon. Gene Ontology annotation, molecular function: structural constituent of ribosome. Bases 1 to 1980 code for a protein of 659 amino acids. NCBI's taxonomy places the organism in Eukaryota, Evosea, Eumycetozoa, Acytosteliales, Acytosteliaceae.
AUGCCGAGCUCGCCACCAAGCUCAGCGAGAAGGAAUCUGGCAAGUAGAUACAGUCUGCAACGCGAGUUUGAGAUUGAGGACCUCCAGAACCAGAUUGCCCAUUUGGAGGGUCGCGACCUGCCCCAGCAGUCGUCAUCAUCGACCGCUGCUGUCAACAUCACUUCUGAGGAGGAGUUGGUUGCCAAGGUCAAGGAGUCACAGCGUGGAAACAUUGUGUUCUCUGCCGAGCAGGACGAGAACGCAGCAGAGGAGGAGGAGCUUGAUGAGCAGUACCUCAACGAUGCCCUGGCCGUGGUCAAGGAGGAGAACCUCGCCGAGGCUGACGACGACAUCAUCCCAAUGGAGAUCAACGAGAUGCCCGACUUCCGCCCACUGUCCAACCAGCUGAUGGAGCUCGAGCUCAAGGAGGUGGAGCGCAUCGCCACCAAGUACAUGAAUGAGCCCGUCAACGAGAAGACUGCGUCGGACGUCCUGGACGAGAUGUACCGCGCCGACCUAAAGAACAACAUCUUCAACGAGAGCGUCAUAAAGCACGACUACGACGUGCUUCGCGCCGACCUCGGCGACAUCCACAUGCCCACUGACGUGAGCUUUGCCUACGACACCACCUUCAAGGAUCUGGUGGACCGCGACGUCCUCUUCAAGAUGCCCCUGAAGGACACCGAUCUGGUCAGAGUGAUCACACAUCAGCUGACCGAGUUUGGUCUUGUCAGACAGGAGACCACCCUCAAGGAGGCUCCAGACAACAUCCCCGUGCCCAGAGAGAUCAUCGAGGAUCCAGCCAACGCCGAUUUGUUCCCAGAUAUCAUGGACUCUCUUGCGCCAGGCAAGAAGUUUGGCGAGUCAUCCACCACCUCAUCCACAUCCACUCAAACAUCAACCUCAGCAUCAGCGACCUCGACUACCACCACUGGAACAGGUUCAGGAUCUGGCUCAUCGCGAGUGACCAGCAGCGGCAGCAACAACAACACAACAAGCAGCAGCGAGAAGACUGAGACCACCGCCACCGCCACCACUGCACCAGUGGAGGACGCCAACACAUUUGAUAGAGACGCGAUCUAUGAUCCAAGACGUGUGUACACAGAGUUGAUGCCAGUGUUUGAGGACAAUGGAGUCAUUGCACUGCCACCAAAGGAGGACAUUAGAAAGAAGGUCAGCAAGGAUACAUCAGGCGAUGUUGUUGGACCCGCAGGCUACACAAUGAACCAGAUGAACUCACACGACCUUUGGUUGAUGGGCAAGCCAUUCGAUCUGGCCAAGUUCCGUCUGGGCGGCCAGGAGAACCCGCUGCCAGUGUUCAGCCAGCCCAAGAUGGACGAGGGCGAGAUCGACCAGGACGGAGACGAGGAGGACGACGCACCAUCGCCCGACCCCGCGCUCUUUGAGCAGUCGGAGCUGUACCGCCACUUCCAGGAGGGCAAGGGCGAGGAGUGGUUCGGCCCAGAGAAGGUCGGCGACAAGCACAUCGACCCACUCAACCAGGCCAUGCGCUGGUAUCCCCGCGAGCAUCUGCCCACCUACCCAUUCGAGUUUAUCGUUUCGCACAACACUCAGGACCAGUUCAAGGAGGACUUCUGGAUCAACCGCAAGGCUAUCAUGCUGGUCAACGUCGCCGCACUCAACCUGCCCGAGGUUGUCGAGCGCCGUCUGGCCGAGAUGACCAGCAGCCGCUUCAACGCCGAGACCCGCGUGCUCAAGAUCGUCGCCAACAAUCACAAGUCGCAGAGCGAGAACAAGCGUCAGUGCCGCACACUGCUCAACGCACUGCUGCACGAGGCCUACCUGGCCGACCCCAACUUUGUAUCGAUACGUCCCGACAACUACUUGCCCGAGAAGCCCGUGUCGACCUUUGUGCCAUCCAAGUCUGCCAAGGAGCUGGGCAAAUUCAACCUCUUCCGUCUGACUGGUUUCCCAACUCUUCAGGUUCAACAACAGCGUAACAAGCAACUUCAAGCAAUCAAAGAGUUUAAUCUUAAUUAA